Messenger RNA from Folsomia candida, 1228 nucleotides. RefSeq lists its product as uncharacterized. The coding region runs from base 2 to 1009 and encodes 335 amino acids. The record is from RefSeq and is a predicted model, not a curated record. The transcript has 3 exons. NCBI's taxonomy places the organism in Eukaryota, Metazoa, Arthropoda, Collembola, Entomobryomorpha, Isotomidae.
UAUGCAUUUGCAGUCUAACUUGAUCAUCACAAUGUUUCAUCAAUCAAAUAAACUCGGUCUGGUUUUGCCUCUGAUAUACAUUUAUCUGACCCUGCUUGACCCUGUCGUCGCCAAAGGUCAGUACGUGGUCCCAUUAAACAUGGGGAUGAAAGUCUCCAUCCCGUACGACAUUGCCAACUUGUUUGGCCGGUUUCCAAUCCAGGGGGCUUUAUCCGUAGUGCUCGCCCUUGCCCUCAACGCCAUCCUCUUUUUUGGCGUAAUCACGGCUCCUUUCGGUUAUUUUUUUGGUAUCCCUUCAAAAAAGUAUGUGCUCGGAGAUGUUGAAGUUUCUGAAACAUCCUCCGCAGCAGCGUCUAAAAGAAUGGACUUCGUCGACGAAGGAGUAGAAUAUUUCGACUACAAGCCAAUAAAUAAUGAGCGAAAAGUAUAUCUAACUCCAUCACCUCGGAGCUCAAUAACAUUGAAUGAAGACAGGACCUUGUUUUAUUUUCUCGAGGACGUUGUAAAUUUGUUGGGCAAGCAAGAUAAUUUUUGGACUAAUUUUUCAAGUACUUGGCAAGAUGUUUCGCCCAGAGAAAACGCCAAGUCUUCUGAAUUUUUGGACAUAAUUUGGAAACUUUAUGUCGACUUGGUUAACAAACCUCAAUCCCCCAACUUACCAAACACAAUUUUGGAUGGAUGGUUCUCUUUUAUGCCUCAAUCCGGAAGUGUGAGGUCCAAGAGUUGCGACCUGUUGAGUGUGUGUUAUGCUCAUGGGGCGUUGAAACGACUGCCAAACUGGCUUAUUAAAAUCUACCAUGUUUUCAGUGGUAAAAUGGCACAUAUGCCGUCUGAAUUUAAAGAUGCAAUCCUCCAAGGAAUGAAAGAUGAGGGACAAUGUGUCCCUAAUUAUUCCAACUCUUGUGCAGAAUCACCUUUCACCAUUGUCCUCAAAUCGGUCCUCAACUUUCUCCCGAUGGACAAUUACUUUAAUAAUUUGAAAAAGCGGAAACAAGCCAUGUACAUGUAGACAAUAUACGCAUGAGGAAAUUUUAUUAUUAUUUUGCAGACAAAGUAUGUACGUCAACACCUUACAUUAAAUGUAAUUAUUUAAAAUUAUAAAUUAGUUAAAAAAAAUUAAGCACACAUUAACUGAUUAUCCACGAAAUAUUACAAUAUUGCAACAAAAACAGAAUUACGUUCAUAGUUAAAAAUAUUAGCAUUUUAUAUUGGCACAAAAUAAUUUCGA